AUGGAGCAACAGCUCCUCUUCAACUCAUUAGGUGGUAUGUUGGCUGGAGGCAUGACAGCAUCUUGGAUCGCCGGGAUGGCUAUCGUGGAAGGACUUCGAGCUGCUCAAGAAUUAUAUCUAUAUCCGUCUAUCGCCUUUAAGACGUAUAUUAUGAGCGUUAUGACGCUCUCCUUCGUCACCACAGGACUAUUUGGAGCAACUCUUUACCACCACUUCAUUAAGUCUUUCGGCGACUAUGAUAGCGUAGAUCGCAUAUAUCCUCUUCUGAGUGCGUCGCUUGUCUUGUUUCUAUCCCUUUUAGCUCAACAUGAGAAUCAUAGGCGUCAUAUGGUUCGUGAAGUUGACAACAGAAAUUUCUUCCUUGUUUACGACGAGCGCAGUGUGUGGUACUUAGUCAUCAGUCGCAUGCGUGGUCUGUAUCUCCCAUUGAUCCUUAUGAUGGUCAUGGGAUUUCUCGUCCUGGGUAGUGGACUAGCCUCCGGCAUUGCAGCGUACAACUUUUUCCAGCAGACAAGCUACUCUGUUAUGCAAACCAAACUAGGAAUUUGGCAAGCGAUGUUUUUUAUGGAGCUUGCAUGCGACUUGGGUCUGACAGCCAUAAGGGCGGUUUAUAUGUACAGGGCAAAUGAUAUCAAAGCCGUCAUUACACAUGCAGGACAUCCGUACGUUGACAUAGUAUUGUCCUCUCUUGAACAUACUACCCAAGGGGCUAACCUACAGUUUUUUACGUAUCAAUUGGCUGGUACAAGCAUCCGAUACGUUGCGGACAUAUGUUUGCUAGUCGCUCGGACACCGAUCUACAAUGCUAUCUUCGCUUUGAUCACCUUUGCGUCUGCCAGCUACACAUUCUCAUACCUCAUGGACAAACCAAACCAUGCUCUUGGUACCUCUGAUGGAGAACACAAGGGAUUUCCAGACGAGUUAUUUGCGUUCAAUAACCGAAUGCAUGACAGCAGGCUUGAUGCCCAAAGAAUUGUUCGCCCUCCGUGGAACAAUCCAAAGCCCAUUGACGAUCUCUUUGUAGAUGAUGAAGACGAAUUCGCAAGUGAUGGUAUCAAGAUGGAGCCGGAAGUCACUUCGCCCAAAGGUCAACCAAGCGGUUCUAGACUUAACUCGUGA
Molecule: messenger RNA, 1119 nt
Organism: Melampsora larici-populina 98AG31
Lineage: Eukaryota; Fungi; Basidiomycota; Pucciniomycetes; Pucciniales; Melampsoraceae
Exons: 8
Coding region: 1-1119 (372 amino acids)
Source: RefSeq, a predicted model, not a curated record